AUGGGUAAAACGGCAGUUGCCGCUGGCCCGUUUGUCCUUGAUCAAUGCUCACAGCUUAUCAUCAUUUAUAUAAUUCCAUUACUUGCCUUGCAAGACGAGAUGGCAGUUACCUUUCCAGCAGAGUUUGGAAUCUCUGCUGUCGCAAUCAACAGUCAGGUUACUACCUCUAACAAGGACCUUAUACAAGAUGUGAUUUCUGGGAAAUAUAGGGUUAUAUUAAUAUUGCCCGAGUCACUCUUGUCGCCACGAUUUAUCAAAGAUGUCCUCAGCACGCAAGAAUUCACUCAAUCUUUGCUCAGCGUUGUCAUUGACAAAGCUCAUGUUAUAUCACUGUUGGGUGCAGAUUUCCAAAAGCUUUAUGGUUCACUCUCAAUCCUUCGCGCCUUUUUACCCCAGGGUAUUCCCUUCAUUGCUCUCUCAGCAACACUGACACCCCGUGUGUAUCGCGACCUAAUCAAACAACUGGAGUUUCGAUUGGACCACAAGUUCAUCAACAAAGGCAACGAUCGGGGAAAUGUCACACUCAUCUCCCAAAAGUGUGUUCACCCACUUGAAACUUAUCGAGACCUUGGCUUUGUGGUCCCGCCUCACGUCAAAGAGCGUAGCGAUAUUCUCAAGACAUUCAUUUAUGCUGAUAGCAUUGAAGAUGGAACUGGAAUAGUUGAUUACCUCACUAAUGAAUGCUUACCCACUGCGCUCCAGUCAUCCGGUCUCAUUUGGCCAUACAACGCGUCGUUUUCCACCCCGUACCAACAACUUGUAAUGGAACUCUUUCGGCGUGGACUGGUUCAAGUUCUGGUUUGCACUGAUGCGGCAGGAAUGGGAUGUAACAUCUCCAAUAUUGGACAAGUUGUUCAGUGGAAAUCUCCUAAUAGCAUUGAGAGCUUCCAGCAGCGUGCUGGACGUGUUGAACGGAGCAAAUCUUGCACAGGUAUUGCUGUGCUCCUUGCAGAGCCUAACGCAUACAAGGUUGACCCAACCAAGCCUGCAAGUGCUAAUGUAUCCGCACCAAACAUGCAACUUAAAAGCCGAAGACGUAGCGGCCAACCAGCGUGUGGAACUAAGAAGAAAAUGCAUCUACUAGUCCCCCCCAUUUCCACCAUUACAUCCCGCACUCCUACUCGCUUGUCCUCGCGGGCAUCAUCUCACGCUGGCCGCUCCUACCCCGCUCCUACGAUGGCAACCCGUUCCCGGACAUCCUCUCGAGCCCAGUCCCCUUUUGAUCCGAGAGACCUGGGACCCCAACUUCCGUCAGCCACCCCUAUCGAACUUGGGGAAGUCUCCCUUGAGCGGGUUACCCGCCUCCUCCUUGGCCUCCUCAGCCAAGUCGAGAACCUCGAGCAAAAGCUCGAAGAAGUCAAGGAAACGGGGAUCAAGACCCAAACCAACGUCGAAAAUAUUUCCCAAACCGUCGAUGUUGUCAAGGAUGGGCUUCGAAGCCUCCAAUCCCAUGGGCCAAGGACCCCAGAAGAAGCCAAGCCCCCGGUCGUGGAAGCAACGCCACGCCCCCUACACAAGACCAAGCCUAUUGGAUCGGUUAGUGGGCCCUCCUUCUGGCCCGAGCAACCAAAAGGGCUUCCCAGUUUUGCCCAGCCAGCCCCCCAGAGGGCCAUACCCCCGCGAGUCCCUUCUCCCCUUCCAUCUCCGCGUCUCCGAUCCCCCAUUGGAGUACCUGCCCCUCCACCUCCGGCUCCAGCCGCCACCUAUCCCGCCCCGGUCAAAGUAGACCACCCAGACGCCUAUACAGGCAAGAUCGGGAGCAAAGCCAAGCAGUGGCUUACAAGGAUGCUGGCCUGGACCCGGCUAAACUCACGCAUGUUUCCCACGGACCAAGAAGUCCUAUCCUUCCUUCUGAUGAACAUGAAGGAUUCCGCGGGAGCAUGGGCCCACCCUCACCUUGACCAGCUUGGGUCACACCGGGCAAUCAUCCAGACGGUCAAAGGGUUCAAAUCAGAGUUUCUGGCAGCGUUUGGCAACCCUGAUGCCACAAGGGCCGCGAGCGGAAAAUCACCACCCUCACCCAGUCCGGCACCUGUGCGGACUACAUCACAAAGCCAGUUUGCCCGAGGCCUCCACUGGGAGGUCAGCCGUCAAAUCGCAACCCGCAAGCAUUGCCCCCGAACCCUCCUCGAGCUGCAGAAUGCAGCACUCGUUAUCGAUAACGCUCUUCGUGAAGAGCGUGCUAGCCAUCCGCCGAAGGAUAGUAAGCCUAGCAAACAGUCCAACCCCGCAAGGGGGACGAGUACCAGCCAGUUCAGCACCGGUUCAAAGAAGCUCUCCGACGACCCUAACUUUGUGUCGGAAGAAGAACGAAAUCGCCGCCGCGCCGCUGGCGCCUGCAUCAAGUGUGGCAAAAUGGGCCACAAGUUUGCGGAAUGCCGCACGGGUUGGAAAGCUACCCCUAUUGAGGACAAGGGAAAGACUAAGGAAGCCGCCAAGAUUGGCGAAGACUCCAAGUACCAAGCGGGAAAAGAGGACCCCAAGGACUCUGGUUUAUGUCUGGAAUUUUGUAAUAUAUCGUCUACCAAUAGAAUCGCACCACUCUUCACAAUUCCAAUACAGCCAGAGAAAAAAGCGGAAACAAUAGAAGUCCUGAUAGAUUCAGGCGCUACAUUGUCAUUUUUACACCCCCGUACCGCGGAAUCACUCCGCCUCCCACUCAUUGACCUCCCCUCACCCCGUACCGUUACUAUGCUUGAUGGGUCGAGCCCCCAGGCAGGAAAAAUCUGGAAGAAAGCAGUACUUACCUUCACCUAUGAUGGCAAAAAGAUGACGGAAACCUUCCUCAUCUGCAACACCGGCAGUCACGCGGCCAUCCUAGGUUUGAAAUGGUUAGACGCCCACAACCCAGAAAUAGACUGGAAUACGCGCACCCUCUCCUUCCCACACACUCCGCCAGAACAUGUGGCCAUUGCCGAGGAGGAGGAAGCAGACAAGAACCCACUUGAAGGAGUACCUCCGAAUACCAUAGAUACGCCAAGGCACUACGAUAUAGGGAUCGAGCUCACAGAAGAGGGUCCCCUGAACUCUCCCCUGUACAGCAUGACGGACGCCGAAUCCGCCACUCUCAGGGAUUGGCUCAGGGACGAGUUGAAAGCGGGAAAGAUCCGUCCUAGCAAAUCCUCAAUUAGCUCCCCUGUUAUGUUUGUUCCAAAAAAGGAUGGCUCCCGCCGAUUGGUUGUUGACUACCGCCGCCUCAAUAACCGGACAAAAAAGAACGUCUAUCCGUUGCCUCGCCCAGAUGAUCUCAUGGCCCAGCUCCGCGGCGCCAAGAUCUUUACUAAGCUAGACCUAAGAUGGGGGUACAACAAUGUCCGGGUAAAAGAAGGCGACGAAUGGAAAACUGCCUUCCGUACCAAAUAUGGCUUAUACGAGUCCCUGGUCAUGACCUUUGGCUUGACAAACGCACCCGCGGCCUUCCAGCACUUCAUGAACGAGUUAUUCAAAGACUUGCUUGAUGUAUGCGUCAUCAUUUACCUUGAUGAUAUCCUUAUUUACUCCACGGAUGACGCAUCACACACGCAACACGUUCAUGAGGUCCUGAAGCGGUUAAUGGAGAACCAGCUAUUCUGCAAGGCAUCCAAAUGUACCUUUCACGUCACCUCUGUGGAAUACCUUGGGAUCAUUGUCUCUGAUAAAGGUUUUAGCUUGGAUAAGCUCAAGAUCCAAGCGGUGCAAGAAUGGCCGGUACCUACUAAGGUUAAGGAAGUCCAGUCGUUCCUAGGCUUUGCCAACUUCCUCCGUUGA
Messenger RNA from Rhizoctonia solani, 3747 nucleotides. Its product is annotated as Retrotransposable element Tf2 protein. Gene Ontology annotation, molecular function: nucleic acid binding; zinc ion binding; ATP binding. The transcript has 8 exons. NCBI's taxonomy places the organism in Eukaryota, Fungi, Basidiomycota, Agaricomycetes, Cantharellales, Ceratobasidiaceae. The coding region runs from base 1 to 3747 and encodes 1248 amino acids. The record is from RefSeq and is a predicted model, not a curated record.